AUGCAGGGAUAUAGCGGUGCGGCGAUACCGGCCUGGUACACCAGGAACCUUGUGGACGCUGGCAACGGUGCCUUCAACAUCAUGAUCCUCUGCUGGGGUCCAGGACACGCCUCCCCCAUCCACGACCACGCUGACUCGCACUGCUUCAUGAAACUGCUGAGUGGAAGCCUUGAGGAAGUCAGAUACGAGUGGCCACAAGACGUCGAUUCGAAAAUCAAGAAAGCUUUAAAAAAUAAACAGUCUGGGUGUCAGCGGGAAACGUGUCAAACUGACAGCUGUCAAAGUCAAAGCGUAACAGUGGCGGAUAUUUGUGACCGCACCGAGAAAAUUGGCGCGCAAUGCGAACAAGAUGGCGACCAAGAAUACAGUAUUAACAACAUGGUGGAAAUAGGCAAGACAACGUUGAAAUUGGAUGAUGUUUGUUACAUAAAUGAUGCUCUGGGCCUUCACAGAAUGCAAAAUGGUCAUAUCGACGAAGCGGUAUCACUGCAUUUAUAUUGCCCGCCAUUUAACAGCUGUCAAAUCUUUGAUUCAUUGUCUGGAAAGCCGACUGAAGUACCAGUCACCUUCUGGUCUAAAUACGGCACGAAAGUUGACAAAAAAGUACGUGCCCAAGCCCCGAUUACUGAUAGCCAGUAAGAUGACAUCUAGUCGACAAUCACAUGCAAUUUCCAUAGAGAGUAACGUCCGAAUAGAAAUGAAUCCAGAAUGAUGUUUUAUGGAGAUAUGUAUUUCGAGUGUCACUGCUGACUUCUACUAUCUUACUUUGAAAAUUCAAUAAUAAGAAUAAGGAAUCAAAAAGAAGCGUAUGAAACGAAUAAUGGUAAGCGGUUUAAUUUAUGGACAGUUACAAUACCCAAUAAUUGAAAAAAACCUCUAUACAUUUGGAGAAUAACAUGAUGUAGCCUCUGGGAGAGAUCUUGGCAGGGAGCUCGUUUCAUAUCCUGAUAAGCGUCAAUUAAAACCGCGUUGUAUGUAACCAUCUAGAUCUUUGAAUCUAGGACUUACAUAGAAGGUAUUAGGGUGAAUUCAAAAUUUUAGGGAAAUUGUUAAUGUAGUUUUUGUCUUCCAAAAUAUGCACCGUGCUUUAAGUCCGCGCUGUACACUAUUUUUAUAGUAUAAAAAAGAUUGAAUGAGUCCUCUGAGAGUACAUAGAGAAAUUUUGUCUUCUUCGAACAUAAGUCAACAAAACCCCUAAAGAAGUAGAAGAAUAUUUGUUACUCGUUUAUACACUUAUAUUUUCAUUGUUACUUUAAGACAUAAUAAUGUCAAAGACUGACGUUUGGGAUAUCGUGAUAAGUGUCUUAUGAUGUAAUACAAAUUUUUGUUACUAACUAUUGUAAAUUAUGAUUUUUAAGAGACGAGUGAUACCGGCCGUGCUCACAAGUAGACUGCUGUAGUUUCUGUCUUUGCUUCAGAGACAGAAGUGUAUUCUCUUAUUUACUCAUUUUACAUCAUAUAUCAUACAAAUUGUGUUCCUAUAUUGAGAAUGUAUAGGACCGUGUUAAUAUUCGUCUCUUAAAAAUUACUAAUUGCAAAGUUAAAGUCUUAAAGUUACUAUUGUAAAUUACUUACCUCACAUCUGUGAUUCUGGAUAUUUUGUAUAUUCUGGAUUAUGUUCUUAGACGUUUUACUUGAUUUUUCAAAGUACAACUUGAACUUUGGGUUAAACCUAUUUAGAAAACCAAGCAUCGUGAUUGCCCGGUACUUUACUUUUAUUACGUAUUUUACUAACACCAUUUAUAAUCACGAACCAGUCAUUUUAACUAGAGAUCUUGUAGGUUAUCUGAGAAGGUGUUUUUUAAUAGUAAAAUAUUUUUAGGGAUGCUCUACUAUGUGUAACUAUAGAAAUGUAUACUAAAUAAAGAGUUUGUAAAUUUAUUUAUAUAAAAAACCCACAUCUGCCGGUUCUGGUUUGAAUCCCAGAGAUGGAACAGAUUCUAAUUUGAAGUGUGAGAUAUAGAAGUGAAAUUGCUGGAAACUCAAGAUUCACAUAUAUCAAGGGUCGAUAACGCGUAAGUGAUGUCUAUAUUGUUACAUACUUCUUAUUUUUAUUGUCGUCCUUAUAUGAAAAGUUAUAUCUAGCACCUUCUCAAUAUUUUCCACCUGUUUUCUGUCUAGUUCUAAAAAUAGCAAGCCGAGAAAUGCUAAGCGUCUAAUCUGAGCUAUUAAAACUAUUAAUAAUAAUAUUAUAUCAUGUAUUUGAAUCUAUAAGUAAAUAAAAUAUUAAAUACUUUUACCUUGCUAUUUUUGUCAUUUUAUUUUGUGAAAGCUAAUAUAUCUAAGUACAAAUCCAGACAUACAGUUGUAUGAGUACAUUGGAUCUCUUAAUCGCUUAUCACCAGAUACUUGUAAUAAAAAAAAUACUCUUAAAUUCUACGUAAGCAUCACUCGGCUUUUUAUUAUUGAAUUAAUAUUGUAUUUAUGGAUUUAUAUUUAUGUUUUAUUUUGGUAGUGACUAUUUUUACUGUUAGAAACAGUAGAUUAUGUGUUGUAUUAUUAGCGCCAUCUAUUGUAUAGCUUUAGCAAUAAUUCCUAUAAAGAUUUUUUCAUACUGAGAGAGAGAACUGUAACUAAGCGAAUUACAUAGUACGGUUUUAAAUAAAAAGGGGUUAGUUGUAAGAGGUAUACAGUGCUAGUGUUUAUGGAACUUAACAAUUCAAGUCUCAAGGGGCAUAGUCGAAAUCUCUUAUUUUAUUUAUCUCGAAAUUGUCUGUUUGUUUCUAAAAUAUUGCUUCAGAUUUACAGGAAUAACAUAAAACAAAUUCAGCUUUUGUAUUAUGACGUUUUUGUAUUGCUUCUUCAUUGCGUCUUUGAAGUAUCUAGAAAAGGUAGCUCGUAGAAAGCGACUCGCAGUAAAUACUCAUAUGUGUAAGUUUCGUAAACAUAUUUUAUAUUUUAAUGUAUAAUAACUAUCGAUUUAACUUACGUGUAAUUAGAUCGAGAAAGCACGACUAUUUUUGGGAUCAAUUCGUGGUCCUUUAUAAUGAGCGGCUGUGACGCUAGCGCCUGACUGUGCGUCUCAGUUCACUGAACGCGAGCUGUAGACGCUUGCGGCAUAAUCUAUAUCUAUACUUAUAAUAAAUCUGUACAGAGGUCAAUUCUGUACAUGAGAUAUAUUUCCAAAAUAACUAUCAGGCGGUGAUCAGUGAUCGAUACUGGUGACAAAAAUGCAAACAGUAAAAUUUUUGUCUGUCUGUCUGUCUGUUUGUAAUUUCGUUAUAGAAAACAAAAAUUACUCGACGGAUUUUAACGAAACUUGCUACAAUUAUUCUUCAUACUCCUGGACAGGUUAUAAUAUACUUUUCAUCACGCUACGAUCAAUAGGAGCGGAGCAGUGAAGGGAAAUGUUGGGAAUACGGGAGAAGUUACUCCAUUUUUAAGAUUCCGUCGCGUGUGCAGCCUUAACGGUCACUUUUUAAAAUGUAAAAAUGUCUACCCUUGCGACUCCGGGACUGGGCGCUAGUCACAGAUAAGGAAAGCGUUCGGAAUUCUUAGGGUAUGAAUGUCUGGUCUCCAUUGUCUUCCUUUUCGUCUGUUACUCAUAUGUGUUUACAAUGAGACAGUGUUGAAUAUAAGUAAACAUGUUUAGAUACCUUGGGAUUUUUAUUAGUAUGAGAAGUUUAACAAUUAUUUUCAGAUUUCGACUACCUUUCUUGUGACAAGUUGUACAAUUUUAUGGAUAUUUAUAUUAGGUUUCGUUUGGCUACAUAGUAACACGGGCUUAAUUAGUUUCCUUUCCAAUUGACUUCAAAAAAUAUGAAGUUCGCUAUACGGAUGUAUUUGUUUUUUACGUUUGUCACCUCAUAACUCCGUCAGUUGUGAACCCAUUUAGAU
This is a messenger RNA of Galleria mellonella (greater wax moth), 3837 nucleotides long. Its product is annotated as cysteine dioxygenase type 1. The record is from RefSeq and is a predicted model, not a curated record. Lineage: Eukaryota; Metazoa; Arthropoda; Insecta; Lepidoptera; Pyralidae. The transcript is spliced from 5 exons. The coding region runs from base 1 to 639 and encodes 212 amino acids. Gene Ontology annotation, biological process: L-cysteine catabolic process. Gene Ontology annotation, molecular function: ferrous iron binding; cysteine dioxygenase activity.